AUGAGACUCCCGCUCCCGACGAUCGGUGCUGGACCAUCCAGUCGCGUCGGAGCGUUCAAGCUGCCUCUCCUCGCGUUUGCCAUCUUCUCCAUUACAGCCCUCUUCCUCUCCCCACAUCAACAACAUCGGCUCUACGCGCUGUUGCUGCCAUCGCCCACCGUACCAUCGGGCUGGUUCAACGAUGCCGGGUACCUCCGGCUCAAUUACUCGGACCCAUGGUCGACCACGUACGAGACGCGGGCGGAGGCGAUGGAGGGAUACGCGUGCGACGAGGAGACGGUGACGGACGGCGGGGCGGUACUGUGCCAAAGCAAGAUACGGCUGUAUCGGGCGAUGCGUGACAACUCGGCCGCGCAGCUCCGGGUCAGCCAGGCGGCUCUAGAUGGGAAAGUCGGCGCAGAGGGGGACGCGGACGCGGCGAUCCUGGAGGCUUCAUACGCCGAGACAAAGCGGUUGAGGGGGAAGAGGGUGCUCUACCUCGGCGAUAGCGUCGAUCGGAUACCCUUCGACGAGCUGGCCGCCGCUCUCCCCACCUCCACCUUGAUGGUCCAUGAGCCUAUCAGCGGGGAUCCCCUCGACCCCAAAGACAACCGGGCCAACGAUCACACAACCCGGUUCGUCGGCGUCCGCCUCGUCGACUCCCCCUCCUUCUCCCCUCCUACGAACAUCACCCUCCGCGGUACAGUCCGUCCCGACGAGUUCCGGAUGGACUUCCUCUUCACCUACGGCGUCUAUGACUCCCCCGCCCACGAUGAACCCCCAAGCGACUUUCUUGAGCGCGUGGACCUCCUCGGACCCCUGCUCGGCGAGGACACCCACUAUGAUCUCAUCGUCCUAAAUGCGGGUCUUUGGGAUCUCAUGAAGUUCUACCGGAACAAUGAGAAGACAGACGUCACACACGGAGUCCUCGCGGACUGGCUCGACGCCUAUAUCAACCGCUUCAUCCUCGUCGUUGAGCGGCUACGCGUCACCUACGGUUCCCGCAUCCCCAUAGCUAUCCGUCUUACCCACGAUACCACCCACACCUACCCCGAACAUAAAGCCCAGUUCAUCCCUCUCCGCUCGGAACACAUGCGGCAAGCGCAGCGCGAGCUCGCCAGGCGGCUUAACCUUCGCAUACUGCCGUUCGCGGACCGUAUGCGCGGUCAGGCGGCACCGUACCUCCGCGGAGAUGGGUAUCAUCCCAGUCUGACGGCGGAUACGGUGCUUAUGGAGAUGGUGCUGAGGAUGGUUGCCGAGACGUAG
Molecule: messenger RNA, 1245 nt
Organism: Dioszegia hungarica
Lineage: Eukaryota; Fungi; Basidiomycota; Tremellomycetes; Tremellales; Bulleribasidiaceae
Exons: 1
Coding region: 1-1245 (414 amino acids)
Source: RefSeq, a predicted model, not a curated record